Guillardia theta CCMP2712 is the source of this 1263-nucleotide messenger RNA. RefSeq lists its product as hypothetical. The transcript is spliced from 2 exons. The coding region runs from base 1 to 1263 and encodes 420 amino acids. Lineage: Eukaryota; Cryptophyceae; Pyrenomonadales; Geminigeraceae. The record is from RefSeq and is a predicted model, not a curated record.
AUGCCGCGGGACUCAGAGAACAUCGAGCUGCACGAGCGUAUCAACCGAUCCUACGAGCUCUACCCCCUGAGCAAGGACGAGGUGGACACCUGCCGCGCCCUCCUCACCCCCAGCAAGCAUACCUCCAUCAUGGUGAUGCCCACCCACCACAUCAACGAGCUCGGAGAGUUCCAGGGCUUCCGCUUCAACGCCGGCUCCCAGGUGACCGCCGAUGUCCUACCAAUCUCCAGGAAGAUGUUCUUCGGGUUGACCAUGACGGAGUGCAUAUCCCCCGAGUCCGAUGGCUCCAAGGGUGUCAAUCCGAAGGCCAUCGAGCUGCUCUCCAACAUCGAGCUCUGCAAGGAGAAGAUCCAGAAGGUCCUCACCACCAUCCAGCAGGAAUCCCUCCACAACAAGGCAUCCUUCCAGUGCAUGCCGGUCAACGCCUACACCUACGAGCCGCCCGAGUUCAUCGGCAUCUACCACGGCUUCACCCGAGGCUUCAUCAAUGACAUCCGAGAGCACAAGCUCUACAUCGUCUGCUCGGGGGGGCUGAACUACGCAGCCCAUGAUUUCUACAACAUGAUCCUCGACAUGGGCGACAAGGUCACCACGGCGGAGCUCUGCGAGAGCGAAGAGGUCCACUGGCUGAGGAAGGCGUCCCAGCGCGCCCGGGCCAAGAUCAUCAAGAUGGUGGCAGACGAGUUCGGGCUGGAGAUCCCCGUGGAGCUCGACAUGCACGAGCACUCGAGCUCGGGGUGUUACAUCGCCUCCCCCACCACAGAGACCCUCUUCCAUGACAUCCAGAAGACGUCCAUGGACAUCAUCUCGGUCUACAACCAUUCUUGCAACACCGAGAGCGUGGACAACGGCAUCCUCUGCCCCAUGCACCCCUGCGAGGGCAUAUGGCUCUUCAAGGGCUCGAGGAUCAACUACAACGGCUACCAGUCCUACGGCACCGGCUUCGGCACCCAGUUCAUCUGCGGCGCCUUCCCCACGGGCUCCUACCCCAUCGCCAGGGUGAGGAGGACCGUCAGGGGCUUUUAUGAAUCAAGGAGGGACAACGUGAAGGUUUCCACGAUCUCCAUGGACAUCCACCAGCACAACGUCGUCACCAUCCCCGGGAGCAUGUUCGAGCUGGAGAACCAGGACACAGAGAGCCUAGAGCUCCACAAGGAGUACUUCUCCUUUGACGAGCCCUUCAUUAAGAACCUGGAGAAUAUGCAGUGGAACAGGGACAAUGGGGUGGUGGAGCUCAUGCCCGUGAUCGUGGGGCUGGGCUGA